Messenger RNA from Penaeus monodon (black tiger shrimp), 4555 nucleotides. It is a transcript of the gene RhoGAP100F, whose product is annotated as rho GTPase-activating protein 100F-like. Lineage: Eukaryota; Metazoa; Arthropoda; Malacostraca; Decapoda; Penaeidae. The record is from RefSeq and is a predicted model, not a curated record. Gene Ontology annotation, biological process: signal transduction. Gene Ontology annotation, molecular function: protein binding.
CAGUGUGGGCGAGCAUGGAACCGAGAUAAAGACUCGCUUAUGGCUCCAGGUCGCCGCUCGGCCAGCCAGACGGCGGCUCGCUUGGGCGGUGGACCCGGCUCCUCUCCGGCCGCGCCAUAGUCGCCGCGCCGCUGGCCUGGGGAGCUUUCGGCGGGGCGGCCGUGAUGUGGACACGAGCCCACGAUAUUCGCAAAAAAAUCGAAGCUGAGUGAGAGGGAGGCCGCCGCGACACGUUCGGAAAUCCUUGUGAGGAUGUGGCACGCGCGGACUGUAGUGGUGGUGGCGGUGCUGGCGAUGGGGUUGUGCCCGAAGGGGCCAGGCUCCCGAUGAGGCGCUGCGGGCUGGUCGAAGGCGCUACAGAGUGAGUCAGAGGCGUGCAGGCCGGGCAGGUCGUGGCCAGUGAUUACACAGACCCUUCAGUGUCCUGCAGGAGUGCAGGCCGCACUGCAAACAACAGUCCCAGGCCACGUGAGCGGUUUGGGCCGGGCCGACUGCAGCUUCUGGCAAAAUCGUCGUGGAACAAAGAUUAAAAUAUCUGGCGCGAAAAACGAGCGAGUGAGCGAGUGAGGCUGCGACUCGGGGCCCGUACUACAGCCGGCAUCAGUGUUGUGUUCUCGCGGCGGCCGCGCCAGAGCUCCAGCCGCUGGCCGAGUCGCUCCUGCUCGGCGAUGGGGAACUGCCGCCUGCUCCUGCGGCCGCGUCACCCUCUCUCCGGGCUCCCUCCGCCCUACCCUUUUGCCCAAGGACUACUCAGGGCGUUAUGACAUGCCGAGGGACGUAUUAUCCCGACGGAGGUGAAUGGUCUGUCGUAAGAGGCACUGACGCGUGAACGGAGACCAGGCCUCUUGGCCCGAGGCCGCCGCGACUUCUCGAGGGACACACGCCCAGAAAGAGACGGACGAGUGCGGGAAGGGACGGAAAUAGAGACACAAAAAGAGAGGAGUGGAGAGAAAGGGUGGGGAGUGGGGAAAGAAAAGAGAGAGAGAAAGCGAGAAUCGAGACUGAAAGAGAGUAGAGAGAAGACACGAGACCCCACACACUCACACACACGCACACACACAACACGCACACUCACAUGCCUCCCCCUUCUCUCCCCCACCAUGUGUUAUACAGCAACAGAUGGCGUGCACCGUAGUCCCCCCAACACGCGCCCGGAUGCCGUCGCUGCUCGUCUGAAGGAGUGUGUCUUGGUCUAUGAACUGGGCGAACUAUUCUUGACUUUAUUAAAACGCGGACGAACACCCUCGCAGGCGAACUAGAUGUUGAAGGCGUUUCGCGGGUUCACAGGGUCGGAGCCAUGGCCUGUUUCCCGUUCAUGUGUCGACCAGAUGUAGUAGACGAGGAGGGGUCAAAUGGAGUCGGGGCAGAAUUGGCUGCUUCCCCUCGGCGACAGGUGGCUGGUCCAUCGCGGGCCCGCGACCCUCCCAGCAUGGUCGUGCAAGGGGACUUCCGCAAGGUGAGCGGUAUCAGCACAGAGAUCUUCCGCCAAAUCGAAACCGUCGAGAACGACCACGAUGCGUCGACGGCAGCGGCUCUCGAGGCGGUGGAGCGACGAGGGGAGAUGGUCGUGCGCCUGCUGGACCCGCGCACGCUCAGCAAGGGGGCGUACGACCAGGCGAAGCGGUUCUUAGCCCUGCAGAAUGUGAAGUUUAGCGUGCAGAUGGUGGAGAUCGUGAAGCGGCCGGGCCAGACCCUCGGCCUGUACAUCCGCGAGGGCAACGGCGCCGACCGCGCGGAGGGCGUCUUCAUCUCGCGCAUCGCGCUCGAGUCGCCCGUCUACAACAGCGGCUGCCUGCGCGUAGGCGACGAGAUCCUGGCCGUGAACCUAGUGGACGUGACGCGCAUGGGGCUCGACGACGUGGUCAUCAUCAUGAGCAUCCCGCGGCGCCUGCUGCUCACCACCCGCUCGCGGCGAGGCGGUCGAGGGGCGCCGCCGUCGCCGCAGCCGCGCCACGAGCCCAAGCCGCCGCCGGUGGUCGUCAUCAAGAAGGAGUACGAGGAGGAGCCGCUGGACGACUCCAACAGCAACGGCGAGAUGCUGCGGCUGGGCGCCAUGGGCCGGCCGCCGCCGCCGCCUUCGCGCCCGCCGCCCGGCGUACCUCCGUCGCAGGAGUCGCGCUUCAGCACGCUGCCGCGCUACCGGCCGCCCGAAAACAUGUCGGCGCUGCGGCACGAGGAGCCGCUCAUGUACUACGGCACCAGAGGCAUCCCGCCCAAGGGGCCGUACGGCGUGCCCCAGCAAGGGCCCCCGGGCGUGCCCCCAGGCGCCAUGGGCCCACACGCCACGCACCCCGGCUACCAGCCCCGCAGCGCGCGCCAGGCCAGCGUGCCGCUACCGCCGUACGGGCCGCCGCCACGCCCGCCGCUUGGCUCCGACAUCGAGCGCUACUACCAACCGCCGCCGCCCGUCAUCACGGAGCAGCCGCGGCCGCAACAGCAGCAGCACUUCACGCCGUACGAGCGCUCGUACCCGAAGACGCUGGAGUCGCUAGCGGAGCGCGUGCACUCGUUCCGGGCCACCCGGCACGGAGCCCCCGAUGGCUGGGCCGCCGCGCCAGGACCGCUCACGCGAGCCGCCCAUGUACGGCACGCUGGGCCGCACGACCACCGUGGGAGGCCCCGCCUGGCGCGCACGCUCAGCGACCAGCGGCUGCCGGCGACGGAGCGCGAGAGCCUGAGCGACUACGAGGGCAGCGGCCCGUCCGCGCGCCGCAUCAAGGCGUCCACGCUGCAGUACCCGUCGGGGGCGCAGGUCACGGACCGCGCUACACUCGAGCGCUACCAGGAGACCAUGCGGCGCCUGAGCGCACUGCGCCAGAGGACGCGCUCGGUGGACUACGCCAGCGACACGGAAGUCACGCUGCCCCGCUCGUCGCUGCUGGCGCGGGCGAGGGGCACGCACCACGUGCCCGCCGGCGGAGCCGCGGCCGCGCGCUCCAACUCCCUGCCGCGCCACUCGCGCCACCGCGGUGGAUCCCACGUGCGCUUCGAGGCACGCGGAGGCCCCGCGGUGAGCGAGGACGAAAGCGACGGCGCCGUCAGUGCCCCGGAAAUGCCCACGGGCACCGAGAGAGCACGUCUACCUUCAUCGCCGUCUAUCUUCACUUCUGACGAGUAUCGGGCGUGGCUCAGUCGCGCGCCCUCCACCAGUGCCAUCUAUGAGCGGAUAAGGAAAUCACACGAGAGGCUACGCACACAGAGAGGCGGGAUGAGGUUCACUUACAGUGCAGAGAACCUCACUGAGAAGACGAGAGAUGUAAGUGGACGAGGAUGAGUGAACAACUUUUCUGGAAAUAAAAUAACCCUUUUUGAAGCGCCGUUCUACGUCCAGCGCCUGCACUUGGGCCCCGGAGCAGGCACGCCCUCGAGGCAGCUCGGUCGUCUGGAGCCUCCCUCUCGGCGGGUGCGGGCGGCGCUGGAAGAGGCCAGGGGUGUCCCACACCCCUCUCCCACCAGAGGACGCCCUGCGCUCAGGCUUAUUGACAUCAACCCCGCAGAGUUCCUGAAGUACAAAGUGGGCGUAGGCAAUAUGGGCGGCGUGACGGAAGGCGUCUCGGGGAUGCUGUGGGUGCACCUGCUGGCGGGUCGCGGGCUCAAGGCCGCCGGCAGGUCAGAGUUCCGCGACCUGUACUGCGUGUUGGAGUGCGACCGGGUCCACAAGGCGCGCACGGUGGUCCGCACCGGGGACCUGAACUUCGACUGGGACGAGACCUUCGACCUGGAUCUCAUCAACAACAAGGAAUUGGACUUCUUGAUAUACUCAUGGGACCCGCAGUUCAGGCACAAGCUGUGCUACAAGGGCUCGGUGCACCUGGUGAGCCUGCUGAAGGAGUCACCGCUGCACCAGCUGGCGCUCAAGAUCGAGCCCCGCGGGACGCUGUACCUCAAGCUGCGCUACACACCGCCGCGCCAGGCCUUCCUCAGGACGCCCGCCAGCCGCAAGAACGCGCUCUUCGGCGUCGACCUCGACACGGUGUCGAACCGCGAGAGCGGCGGCGGCACCGUGCCGCUGCUCAUCGCCCGCUGCGUCGCCGAGGUCGAGCGCCGCGGACUCGACAUCAUCGGCCUCUACCGGCUGUGCGGAUCCGCUACCAAGAAGCGGCUGCUGAGGGACGCCUUCGAGAGGAACCCCAGGCUCGUGGACCUCUCCUCGGACAACGUGCCCGACAUCAACGUCAUCACAGGCAUUUUGAAAGACUACCUCCGGGAGCUGCCAGAACCCCUCUUCACAAAGUGUCUGUACCAAAUGCUGGUCGACGCUCUCACCGUCAUGCUGCCUGACGACCCCGAAGGAAACGCCAAGCUGAUGUUCUCCAUUCUCGAUUGCCUUCCCAAGGUUAACAGGAUGACUUUGUUCCUGCUGAUGGACCACCUCCGCCUGGUGGCCAGCCAGUCCGAGAGGAAUAAGAUGACCACGCAGAACCUGGCCAUCUGCUUCGGCCCCGUCCUCAUGCUCCAGAGCGAGAGCCAGGAUCCCAUGGACUUCCACCAGCCGAUCAGUAUCCUCAAGUUCCUCCUGGACCUGUGGCCUUCCAAGUCAGUUUUGGGCCUAUAA